AUGGCGGGUACGGUGGACCUACUGGACCAGGAUGUGAAGCAGCACCCUGCCUUCAUGGACAUCCACAACCCGGCGGCCGGUCUGGGCAUGCAGCACCACCAGGCCUACUCGCAGCUGCGCUCCUCUUACGGCAACAGCCAAGCACAUGACGCCUUCGCCAACCAGCAGAGAGCGCCUCUUGGCGGCUACUCCUUUGCAAUGAACAACUCGCCACUGCACAACAACUACUCACACCCCGGCGGCAAUCCGUACCUCGGAUCGUACGCACCACCACCGCCCAACGUCACCUCCUGUGCGCCCUGUCCAUCACCGCCGCGAGAGAUUAAAAAUGAGCCAAGUAACAGCGGCAUUGACGAGUCCCCCACCAUUCGAGUGAAUGGCAAGGGAAAGAAGAUGCGCAAACCUCGCACCAUAUACUCCAGCCUCCAGUUGCAACAGCUGAAUCGAAGAUUUCAGCGGACACAGUACCUAGCACUACCAGAACGCGCUGAGCUGGCUGCCUCUCUUGGCCUCACUCAAACACAGGUGAAAAUUUGGUUCCAAAAUCGGCGAAGCAAGUACAAGAAAAUGCUCAAAUCGACGGGACCAGUGGGCAGUGGACCGAACGGAGGACCGCCGACGAAUGGCGGGGGAAACUCAAAUCUAGGUCAUCCGCCUAGUGCCACCACACCGCAGACGCCACCGGAGACGCCGGAGACGCACUCGCCACCGAGCGUCGGUCCACCCUCGCUCCUGUCCGGAUCGUCGGGCGGCGGGGGAGGGGGCAAUGGCUCCCUGGGCGGCAAUGGCCAGCAAAACUCGUCCCUCUCCAGUGCAGUCAGUCCGCCGGCGAUGAGUCCACCAAUUACCUCAUGGGACAUGGGCCAUGCACACGCAAAAGCAGCUGCCAACAUGUCCAACAGCUACAUGCCUCAGUACUGGGGACCAUACCACCACCACGGCCAUGACUCCUCCAUAAACCAGCAACUGCUGACGUAA
This is a messenger RNA of Rhagoletis zephyria (snowberry fruit fly), 978 nucleotides long. The record is from RefSeq and is a predicted model, not a curated record. NCBI's taxonomy places the organism in Eukaryota, Metazoa, Arthropoda, Insecta, Diptera, Tephritidae.